AUGCUAAACCUAUUCUUUCUUAUUCUCCAAAUCUCUACCCUUCAACCCAUUCUCAGUUCCCCAGUAUCAAUCCACCCCCUCGAAAACCCCCCAGAAUUGACCACACCAGACCUAAACAAAACCACAUCAGGUGUAACUCCAAACCCUAAAAAGCGCGGACCUCCAGACGGCUGGUACACCAAAGGCGGAUAUCUCACCUGUCUGACAAUCGACGAAGUUAUCACCCGCUGGCGUGAACAAUCCUACCCCGCAAAUAUCGGCCCGAUCCGCCCUGGUGACUACAGGUUCUUACAUAACGUUUUAGAAAAUUCGCCACGACAUCACGUCGUCGAAUUCAUCUCAACCUUCAUAGACCAUUGCCAGGAAUGUGCAUGUUCGUCGAGAGAUAAUGAUGAAACUGGAAAUGCGAUUUUAAAACCGCCGGAGAUGUCGCCGGAGUUGACCCUGUGUGAGACUCAAGAGAAGGCGAAUAGUUGUAUGUAUUUGUUUGGAUGCACAUGUCAAGUUCUCAUUUUCCCAAAGGAUGAUCCGGAGGUGACGGCGGCGUCUUUAUUUAGCGCCCUAAAUCAGCCUUUCAUGCCACCAUUGAGGUCACAUAGCCAACAAAAGAAGACUAGGAGGAGGAGGAAGGGGAUGUUCAAUCCGACAGACCUUGCGGGUAUUGCUGAGGGAAAUGAACAUAGCAGGGGAGGCGCGGCCGGGUCUUCCAGGGAGAAGUGGCUGGUGCCCGGGGUCAAAGAACCAUUCUGGUUGGAAGGACCAGAUGAAGAGCCUACGGGAGACUCACGGAAUUGGUUUCGUGGGUUAAAUGGGGAUUUGAGGAGUAUUUCGGGGAGUAGCAGCGCUCUGAGAAAGAGGAAUGACCUCGAGGAUCAAACCCCUAAUCAUGAUAUAGAAGAAGGGAAUGGAAUAGCUCAAGCGGAGAAUAUCGGCGCCGGCGCCAACAAAACGAUCGAAGACUUUAAAUAUAAAUAUUAG
Messenger RNA from Orbilia oligospora ATCC 24927, 978 nucleotides. RefSeq lists its product as uncharacterized. Bases 1 to 978 code for a protein of 325 amino acids. NCBI's taxonomy places the organism in Eukaryota, Fungi, Ascomycota, Orbiliomycetes, Orbiliales, Orbiliaceae. The transcript has 2 exons. The record is from RefSeq and is a predicted model, not a curated record.